GGUCACCUCACUACAGGAAGGAUGUGGAAACCAUAGAAAGGGUGCAGACGAGACAUCCAAGAAUGUUGCCUGGAUUGGCGAGCAUGCCUUAUGAGAAUAGGGACGGAGCGGUGGGGCCUGGGGCUUUGCAGUGUCCUGAGUUCCGCUGGAGCUGGAAGAAGACGGGUUCCUCUGUGCUCCUGGCCCGAGCCUUCCACAGCGCAGACCUGGUGGGAGACAGGCUGGUAGUCUACGGAGGGAUGCGAUCAGCAGAGCCCGGAGAGGGGCCGCUGGGUGAUGCAGUGAUUCUAGGGGUGGGCUCAUUGGCAGUGGAGGGAGUGGUGUCGGGUGGGCCACCCCGCAGUCACCAUGCCACAGUGGUGCUGCAGGAGCGUUGGUUGCUUGUGGUGGGAGGGUGGGACGGCAAGAGGCGGCUGGCUGGGGUUCACGCCCUGGACCUGGGUGGGUACGAGACCGAGCCCGGCUUCUGGAGGCAACUGGAGCAGGAGCAGCACAGCCAGGCACCUGUGGGACUGAGUGGCCACAGUGUCAGCAAGCUGAGCGAGCAGCGGCUGUGGGUGGUGGGACGGGAGGGAGGGGUCCGCACCCAGAGGAGGUUUGCCAGCAUCUUCCAGCUUCAAGUGGACAUGCAGCAUGGACGCUUCCGGUAUGAGGAGCAGGCCUCACGCACGGCCUCGCGCUCUGGACACUCGGCUACCCUGUGUCAGAGGGGGGGCCGAGGGGAGGCCACCUUUCAGCUGCUGCUGUUUGGGGGACGCAACACACCUGGCUUUGAGGUGGCUGGGCACUGGAAGGAAGGGGUCGUGAAGCCCCAGCAACCCUCUGCCCAAGGCUUGGUUGAGAAGUUGAGCUCCCUUAUUGCUGACAAGGUGGUGACCCCUGGCAGCCCAACACCUCGCCGACACCACUCCAUGGUUCAGCUGGGACCUUUCACCCUGUUGCAUGGGGGUGAAUCAUUCAAGAAGGCCAUCGACACAAUCUGCAGUGACCUCUACAUCUAUGACACACGAUCUUGUGCUGGGCAGUGGUACCGGUUCCCUGACUCUGAUGUAGAGCUGAAGAGAGUUGGACAUCGGAUGGUAGUGCUAGGGGAGCAGCUGUGUGUGAUCGGAGGUCUGGGACCAGGCGGCAAGGACUGUCCUCCUGAUAUCUACACCCUGGACCUCCACUGCUGACCCUGGCUGUGGGAACCCUGUGAUUCAAAUAAAGAUGCUGUCUGCCCCA
This is a messenger RNA of Hypanus sabinus (Atlantic stingray), 1224 nucleotides long. RefSeq names its product kelch domain-containing protein 9-like. The transcript is spliced from 5 exons. NCBI's taxonomy places the organism in Eukaryota, Metazoa, Chordata, Chondrichthyes, Myliobatiformes, Dasyatidae. Bases 63 to 1175 code for a protein of 370 amino acids. Gene Ontology annotation, molecular function: cyclin binding. The record is from RefSeq and is a predicted model, not a curated record.